Molecule: messenger RNA, 2358 nt
Organism: Nyctereutes procyonoides (raccoon dog)
Lineage: Eukaryota; Metazoa; Chordata; Mammalia; Carnivora; Canidae
Product: cytochrome P450 4A11-like
Exons: 12
Coding region: 51-1583 (510 amino acids)
Molecular function (GO): oxidoreductase activity, acting on paired donors, with incorporation or reduction of molecular oxygen; monooxygenase activity; heme binding
Source: RefSeq, a predicted model, not a curated record
CAGCAACACUCAGGGAUCAGGAAGAGUCAGUGACGCAGCAGCACCUGAACAUGAGUGUCUCUGUACUGAGCCUCACCAGACCCCUGGACACUGUGUCUGGGCUCCUGCAGCUGGCCUUUCUGCUAGGCCUGGCUCUGCUGCUGCUCAAGGCAGCACAGCUCUACCAGCGCAGGCAGUGGCUGCUCAAAGCUGUCCAGCAGUUCCCGUCCCCUCCUUCCCACUGGCUCUUCGGGCACAAGCGGGAGUUGCAAAGAGAAGACGAGCUGCAGCUGCUACUGAAAUGGAUAGAGGACUUCCCAUGUGCAUUUGCUCGCUGGAUAUGGGGCACAGAGGCAGAGAUCCUGAUCUAUGACCCUGACUACAUGAAACUGAUCCUGGGGCGAUCUGACCCAAAAUCUGAUGGCUCCUACAAACUCAUGGCUCCCUGGAUAGGGUAUGGUUUGCUCCUGCUGAAUGGACAGACAUGGUUCCAGCACCGGCGGAUGCUGACCCCAGCCUUCCACUAUGACAUCCUGAAGCCCUACGUGAGACUCAUGGCUGACUCUGUCCAAGUGAUGCUGGACAAGUGGGAGGAACUCCUCAGUCAGAACUCACAUCUGGAGAUCUUUGAACACGCCUCCUUGAUGACCUUGGACACCAUUAUGAAGUGUGCCUUCAGCUACCAGGGCAACCACCAGGCAGACAGGAACUCCCAGGCCUACAUUCAGGCCAUUCGAGAUCUGAACAACCUGGUGUUUGCCCGGAUGAGAAAUGUUUUCUACCAGAAAGACAUCUUCUACUGGCUGACCUCUGAAGGCCGCAGGAACCACAAGGCCUGCCAGCUUGCCCAUCAACACAUAGACCGAGUGAUCAAGCUGAGGAAGGUUCACCUACAGGAGGAGGGAGAGCUGGAGAAGGUCAGGAACAAGAGGCACUUGGACUUCCUAGACAUCCUCCUCUUAGCCAAAAUGGAGAAUGGGAGGGGCUUGUCUGACAAGGACCUCCGUGCAGAAGUGGACACAUUCAUGUUUGAGGGGCAUGACACCACAGCCAGUGGCAUCUCCUGGAUCCUCUAUGCUCUGGCCACACACCCCGAGCAUCAGCAGACAUGCCGGGAGGAGAUCCAGAGCCUUCUGAGAGAUGGUGCCUCCAUCACCUGGGAGCACCUGGACCAGAUGCCCUACACCACCAUGUGCAUCAAGGAGGCAUUGCGACUCUAUCCACCAGUUCCAACUGUUGGCAGAGAGCUCAGCAAGCCCAUCACCUUCCCUGAUGGACGUUCCUUGCCUAAAGGAUUCUUAGUCUCGCUCUCCUUUUAUGCCCUUCACCACAACCCGAAUGUGUGGCCAAACCCAGAGGUGUUUGACCCUUCCCGCUUUGCACCAGAUGCCUCUCGACACAGCCAUGCUUUCCUGCCCUUCUCAGGAGGAUCAAGGAACUGCAUCGGGCAGCACUUUGCCAUGAACGAGUUGAAGGUGGCUGUGGCCCUGACCCUGCUCCGCUUUGAGCUGGCACCAGAUCCCUUCAGGAUCCCAGUUCCAACUCCAAGAAUUGUGUUGAUGUCCAAGAAUGGGAUCCACCUGCAUCUCAGGAAGCUCCUCUAACCCUUGUAGGGACAAGGAUGAGCCCCGAGGGUCUCCUGCCUGCCUUUGUGUCUUCCUGUCAGUCUCUUAUGUCUGCUGGCGUCUGCUCACAUCCUGCUUCCCGUCUGCCCACCUGCCAGCCUUCCUGCUCUCCUGCUCUUGCACAUGAGAUAGUGCUUCUGUGUCUCACCCUUUUCCAAGAUUCCUUCUUGUUUGUCUGUUACCAUUCUCCUACCGAGGUGUCACUCUGACAGUUGAUGCAAGUUGUGAUUUCUUGCUUGUCCUACAGGCUGUCUGUUGUUUCCCUGUCAUUGUUCCUUGCUGCCUACUUGUCUGUUCCUAUAAUGUUUUCUCUUGCUGCUUUACCAAGUUAUACAAACUUAGUUCCUUCUAAGAGCACUAAUUGAUAAUCUUGUGUUUUAGGAGAUCAGAAAUCUGAAAUGAGUCUCACUGGGUAGCAAUGAAGGCAUGUCGAUGCUCUAAUGGAUAAUGUCUUCUCUUGCAUUUUCUACCUUCUCAGAAUCCACUCUUAGGGCUAUUAAUGAGGGGACUAAGCGUCCUCAUUUAUCAUAGAAAUACACUUUUCUUCAAUUCAACUGAGUCAGAUGUUAACCAUAACUAUCAAAUUUUUAGUGUAACAUCUAGACUUGUUUAAUUAAACAAGGGUACUCCAGCCAAUCCAAGUGCACCCGGAAAGCAAGACAUGUCAGUCCACAUUUGUCCACUUGGCAUUCACACAUUCCCUUACACCAUACUUCGUCCCUAACUAAGUAAAAUAAAGUCAUGCUUCUACCAA